This is a messenger RNA of Danio aesculapii, 5209 nucleotides long. RefSeq names its product BCAS3 microtubule associated cell migration factor (gene bcas3). Gene Ontology annotation, biological process: response to starvation; autophagy. The transcript is spliced from 25 exons. Gene Ontology annotation, molecular function: protein binding. Gene Ontology annotation, cellular component: cytoplasm. The record is from RefSeq and is a predicted model, not a curated record. Lineage: Eukaryota; Metazoa; Chordata; Actinopteri; Cypriniformes; Danionidae. Bases 80 to 2857 code for a protein of 925 amino acids.
UGUCAGCUUCACUGUGGCGUUUUGUGAGGACCUCCGUUGCUCUGAAAACACAAAGCCUCUGGAUACUGAGUGGUUGACCAUGGCGUCUGACUCGCCGCGCAGACCUAGCCGCUGUGCUGGUGGGGUUGUGGUUCGAGCACAGGCUGCAACUGAGCAGUCGUACAUGGAGAGUGUAGUUACUUUCCUGCAGGAUGUAGUCCCUCAGGCAUACACUGGGGCACCUCCAAAUGAUGAAAAAGAGAAAAUAGUUUGGGUCCGUUUUGAAAAAACAGACAUUAACGAUGUGGCCCGCUUACCAGAGUUCCAAGAGAUGCACAGCAGCGGCAAUGACCCACCUCUCUGCUUGAUGAUUGGCUAUACUGACGGAAUGCAGAUUUGGAGCAUAUCACUGAAUGGGGAGGCGCAGGAGCUCUUCUCUGUGCGGCAUGGGCCUGUGCGAACUGCUAGGAUCCUGCCUGCUCCACAUAUCAGUUCCCUCAACAUUGACAGCUUCGCUGAGAAACGGCCCCUCCUCGGCGUGUGCAAGAGCACGGGUUCUUCAGGGACGAGUCCUCCUUAUUGCUGUGUGGACCUUUAUUCAUUAAGGACUGGAGAAAUGGUGAAGUCCAUACAGUUCAAAACACCCAUCUAUGAUCUACACUGCAACAAAAGGAUCCUCGUGGUUAGUCUUCAAGAAAAGAUCGCCGCCUUUGACAGCUGCACCUUUAUGAAAAAGUUCUUUGUCACAAGCUGCUACCCAUGUCCUGGGCCCAACUUCAACCCUAUAGCGCUGGGAAGUCGGUGGUUGGCCUAUGCUGAGAACAAGCUGAUCCGGUGUCAUCAGUCCCGUGGUGGGGCAUGUGGAGAUAAUGCCCAGUCCUACACUGCCACUGUCAUCAGUGCUGCCAAAACAUUAAAAACGGGACUGACCAUGGUGGGGAAGGUUGUGACCCAACUUGCUGGUACCCUGCCAUCAGGGGUGCCUGAUGAGGAGGGCACAGCCCACAGUGGUACCCGCCGCAGCCCUCACCAGCCUGGUGUGGUCACCAUCAUAGACACCCACACUGUGGGAGAAGGACAGGUUCUUGUUAGUGAGGAUUCUGAUGGCGAAGGAGUGAUUGCACAUUUUCCAGCACACGAUAAGCCUAUAUCCUGCAUGGCGUUUAAUCCGAGUGGUAUGUUACUGGUGACCGCUGACACCCUUGGCCAUGAUUUCCACGUUUUCCAAAUCUUGACUCACCCGUGGGCAUCAUCCCAGAGUGCGGUUCAUCAUCUAUACACACUGCACAGAGGAGAGACUGAGGCUAAGGUGCAGGACAUCUGCUUCAGCCAUGACUGCCGCUGGGUGGUGAUCAGUACUCUCCGUGGCACGUCUCAUGUCUUUCCCAUCAACCCCUACGGUGGUGCGCCAUGUGCUCGCACCCACAUGUCUCCCCGUGUGGUCAAUCGCAUGAGCCGUUUCCAGAAGAGUGCUGGACUGGAGGAGAUAGAACAAGAGCUGAGCAGCAAACAGGGUGGCCGAUGUAGCCCCAUUCCCGGCCUCUCCAGUAGCCCAUCUGGAUCACCACUCCAUGCCAAACUUACCAGUCAAGAGUCUUACAACAACUUCACCAACAACAACAUGGGUAACCCACGUCUGUCUUCAUUACCCAGUUUGACGGUUGUGCUACCACUGGCUCAGAUCAAACAACCCAUGACCUUGGGCACCAUCACCAAGCGCACAGGACCCUACCUCUUUGGGGCCGGAUGUUUUUCCAUUAAAACUCCAUGCAAAGCCAAGCCGCCUCCUCAGAUCUCCCCCAGUAAGUCCAGCGGUGGGGAGUUUUGUGUGGCUGCAGUCUUUGCCUCAUCCCGCUCCUGGUUCAUCACCAACCCCAACAUGAAGAGAGAGAAAGAUCAGUCUCGCCAGGCGGUUGUCGAAUCGCUGUACAUCCUGAGUUGUUACGGCAACCUGGUGGAGCACGUUUUGGAGCCUCGACCAAUCAGCACAGUUCAGAAGAUAAGCGACGACACGCCUUUGGAGCUGAACACCUGUCCGAGAGCCUGUUGGAAUCUAGCCAGGACACCGCAGUGGAAUGAGCUACAACCACCUUUCAACAGCAACCACCCCUUGGUGCUGGCCUCGGACUUCGUGCAGUACUAUCAAUACCUCCUGGCUGGAUUGGUUCCUCCUGGCAGUCCUGGCCCCAUCACCCGGCAUGAGUCUUAUGACAGUCUGGCUUCUGAUCACAGUGGUCAGGAGGAUGAAGAAUGGCUCUCACAGGUGGAGAUUGUGACCCACACCGGCCCUCACAGGAGACUGUGGAUGGGCCCUCAGUUUCAGUUCAAGACCAUCCAUCCCUCAGGUCAGACCACUGUCAUCUCCUCCAGCUCCUCUGUACUGCAGUCGCAGGGGCCCAGUGACACCCAGCAGCCUCUUCUUGAUUUCGACACAGACGACCUGGACCUGCACAGCCUCAGGAUCCAGCCAGUGCGUUCAGAGCCCGUUAGCAUGCCUGGUUCCUCUCGCCUGGUGGCUGACCGCAGAGGCCAAUCUACAGUCAUAGAUACAGGCUCAGGCAUGUUUGACCGCAGCGUCACCCUGCUGGAGGUGUGUGGCAGCUGGCCUGAGAGUUUCGGACUGCGUCACAUGCCCUCUGUGGAAGCCACUGAAGAGGGCCUGAAGGAGAGGCUGGCGGACGCCAUGUCAGAGUCGCCCAGCAGAGACAUUGUGGGAUCUGGAACAGCAGAGCUCCAGCGUGAGGGAAGCAUUGAGACUCUCAGCAACAGCUCGGGCUCCACUAGCGGCAGUAUUCCUAGAAACUUUGAGGGCUACCGGUCGCCUCUGCCCACCAACGAGAGCCAGCCCCUCAGCCUGUACCCCACAGCAUUCCCCUGAGCCAACCCAAGCCUGCAGACAAUCUCCACAAUUUCCCACCAUCCGGUAUAUUGCUUUAAUGAGCCUGGGCAUGCAGGAAGAGCAGCUCAACCUGAAUAUCCUUUAUCAGUCGUUGAAGUAUCCUCCACCUGAGUGUGUGUGUGCGUGCGUGCGUGUGUGUUAAGCUUGACAGGACGUACUGUACAAGAGAUAUCCACACUUUUCUUAAAGACAUGUCAUAUUAUUAAUAUCAAUAAUAUCAAUUGAACUUCCAGUGAGUAUGUGUGAUGGAGAGAGAGAGAGAGUGAGUGAGUUCUUUAAAUAUGAGUCUUGAUUACCUCUGCUAUUGAGUUCUAAGCGUAACGCUGAUUAUUAUUAUUCUAAAAAUAGUGUUUGAUUAUGUUUUAGUCGAUGUACUGUAGUUUGAAUUGUCUUUUUUAAGUAGUCAAAAUUGAUUGUUUACCAUUUAAGUCUUGCAUUACGCUAUAGUGUUUAUUAAUCUGCACAUUAUUUUCUGUAUAUUUGAUUAGAUUUUUUAUUAAGAGUUUUGAAACAUCGUCUGUUUCGUCAACCCAGUGGUGUGGGAAAAUGACUACAGCUAUGGCGGAAGAAUUAGGAGAGUACUUGAAAAUUCUCAGUCCUCGAAGUCACAGUUUAGUUAUGCUUUUGAGUCAAAUGGAAGUGUUUUAUUAUUAUGUAAAAUAACAAAAUUUAGUGAUGUUAAAUGUCUGGUGUAACUUUUUCAAAUACAAAUGUUGGCAUUUAGACCAUUUUUGCAUAUAAUAACAAUAGUUGGCCUGUUUUUUUCAGUAAACACAAUAGCAAGAUUUGAACAGUUAAAAGGAUAGUUCACUCAAAAAUGAAAUUUGAGUCUCUUUCUUAAUGGAGAUAAAGUGAAGAAGGCUUGAAAGCAGCAACCAUUAACUUCUGCCGUCAUUUUAUUUCCUACUACUUUUUGUAGCACAGGUUGUACUUUUUUGUAGCAAUUGUCAAUGGCUGCUGCCUUCCAACAUUCUUCAGAAUAUCUUGUCAACAGAAGAAAGCGGUUUAGAAACACUUGAGUGAGAGUAAAUGGUGAGAAAAUGUUCAUUUUUGGGUGAACUGUCCCUUUAAGAAAGCAAUGUUUGUUGUAAAAACCCUGAUUUUCAUUUGUUAUUCUGCUCAGACAUUUUCUGAAAAUAUCAAAUGCUCUAAAUCACAAUAUUUAUGUUUGAAAUGAGUUCUCAUACCUUUAUAUAAUAAAACAAAUAUGAAUAUUUGACUUAAACUGACUUUUCAAGUAUUUCUUUUUACUUUUUCCAUAGCUGUGUCUUACAUUUUAGCUAAUUAGUAGCUAAUUUGUAUGAAAAUGUAUGUAUUGUUUUUAACACAGACCUAAAACACAAUACAUAUUCAUACAAACGAAUCACAAACUCAUCAAAUCGAUAAAUAGUAUGUUGGUUUCUAAAAAAAAAAAAAAAAUUCCUAUUUUCUUUUCUAAAUUCCCUGGAUUCCACUAAUUUUUUCUUAUUUAUAUUAUAGUUAAAUGUGUUAAUUCUUUCACAAGGGAUUUUUGUUUAUUCAUUUUUCUCUAUUUGAUUUACAUUAUUGGAUGUGUGUGAGGCUCAUCCUCAUGAUAAUCUAAUGGAGAAUUGCAUUAUUUAGAUGAUUUACACCAACGGUCUCAAACUCAAUUCCUGGAGGGCCGCAGCUCUACAUAGCUUAACUCCACCCACCAACAACUCACGCUUGCUUAUUAGUCUUGAACACCUUGAUCAGUUGGAUCAGCUGUGUUUGAUUAGAGUUGGAGAAAAACUGUGCAUAGCUGUGGCCCACCAGGAAUCCAGUUUGAGACCUAUGAUUUACACACUACUCCAAAAUUUGAAAAAUCACCAUAAUCAUCAAUAUAUCAUAUUAAAUUCGCGCUUGUAUAACUCUUGUAUAGUGCUGAACAACUUGCUUGACUGGAUGUAACAUUUUCUAGCAUAAAUAGCAGUGGAUCUGAUAUAAGAAGCAUGAAUCAUGCUGCUCAUCAUCAGCUUGUCUGAAUGCUGACAGAUCAGAGCAUGGCCGAAGUCUGAGUCGCAGAAAAGAAAAAGCAAACCUAACAGGGUUGUUCAGCAUUAAAGUUGGCACAUGCUUGUAUGAAUUUGACGGCGUUUUUGUAAUAACACUUUCACAAUGUGAUAUUUAAAUAGGAAUUUAUGCAAGUGAGUUUAACGAGUCAUUUGUGUGUUGCUUAAUAGAUGCAUUCUGACUUUGUCUUUCUUUUCCCUGGUUAUUAACUUACCUUGCUCUCUCCUGAAUAUAUUUCUUAUACAAAAUAAUAAAUAAAUGCAUUCAAAUGAUGAGAUACAAAUCUGGGCCUGCGGCUGUGAAUCUCAAUCACUGUUU